GCCACAGUGCCACAGCGUGCGUGCGUGCUCUCGUCGACCGACCUCUGGCCAUGGGUGCUCUUCGACGUCAACAAUGGCUCAAUGCCGCAUUUGUGCUCGCCGUGCUGCUCCUCGCCCAGGCGGAGGCGCGCGGGGUGACGAGCGCGUACCGGCGGAGGCUGGAGGCGGCCGAGGACAUGCCGCUGGACGCCGACGUCUUCGCCGUGCCGCCCGGGCACAACGCGCCCCAGCAGGUGCACGUCACGCUGGGCGACCAGGCCGGCACGGCCAUGACUGUGUCGUGGGUGACGGUCGACGAGGUCGGCAACAGCACCGUCAUGUACGGCCGCGCCAUGGGCAGGCUCGACAUGGCGGCCGAGGGCACGCACACGCGCUACAAGUACCACAACUACACCUCCGGGUUCAUCCACCACUGCACGCUCACCAACCUUGAGCAUGGCACCAAGUAUUACUACGCCAUGGGCUUCGGCCACACGGUGCGGACCUUCUGGUUCACUACCCCUCCCAAGCCCGGCCCGGACGUACCCUUCCGGCUGGGCCUCAUCGGCGACCUGGGCCAGACGUCCGACUCCAACAGCACACUGACCCACUACGAGGCCACCGGUGGUGACGCCGUGCUCUUCAUGGGCGAUCUCUCCUACGCCGACAAGCACCCCCUCCACGACAACAAUCGUUGGGACACGUGGGGCCGCUUCUCCGAGCGCAGCGUCGCCUACCAGCCAUGGAUCUGGGUCACCGGCAACCACGAGGUCGACUACGCACCGGAGCUUGGAGAGACGGCGCCGUUCAAACCCUUCAGCCAUCGGUACCCGACGCCGCACCGGUUGAGCGGCUCGCCGGAGCCCUACUGGUACUCGGUGAAGCUCGCGUCCGCGCACAUCAUCGUACUGUCCUCCUACUCCGCGUUCGGCAAGUACACGCCGCAGUACAAGUGGCUGGAGGCGGAGCUGAAGCGCGUGAACCGGAGCGAGACGCCGUGGCUGAUCGUGGCGUCGCACUCGCCGUGGUACAACAGCUACAACUUCCACUACAUGGAGGGCGAGCCGAUGCGCGUGCAGUUCGAGCAGUGGAUCGUAGAAGCUAGGGUUGACUUCGUCUUCGCCGGGCACGUGCAUGCAUAUGAGCGUAGCCACCGGGUGUCCAACAUCAAGUACAACAUCACAGACGGGAGGUGCAAGCCGGUGCGGGACCGCCGUGCGCCCGUGUACAUGACCAUCGGCGACGGUGGCAACAUCGAGGGGCUUGCCGACAGCAUGACGGAGCCGCAACCGAGCUACUCGGCGUUCCGGGAGGCUAGCUUUGGGCAUGCCUUGCUGGACAUCAAGAACCGCACGCAUGCUUACUACGCCUGGUACCGCAACGCCGACGGCGUCAAGGUCCCCGCCGACACCAUGUGGUUCACCAACCGCUACUACAUGCCCAACCACGACGACUCUCGUUGAUUCGUUUCCAUGUUAUCAAGCAUAUUAUUACUUACUGAUAAUAAGGCUGAUGGAUUUGUUGCCAUAUAUGUAUGUGUGUAUUUACUUUCACAAAAAUGAUGUAUAAACAACUCCUAAUUCAUAUGGUUGAAUAAUCUUUAUGAUAUAAAUGAGACACG
Messenger RNA from Triticum aestivum (bread wheat), 1600 nucleotides. Its product is annotated as purple acid phosphatase 2. Gene Ontology annotation, molecular function: acid phosphatase activity; metal ion binding. Bases 51 to 1442 code for a protein of 463 amino acids. NCBI's taxonomy places the organism in Eukaryota, Viridiplantae, Streptophyta, Magnoliopsida, Poales, Poaceae. The record is from RefSeq and is a predicted model, not a curated record. The transcript has 3 exons.